GAGACGAGACUUGUGACGCCAUGAGCCGAGGCGCUGGGUGGUAGCGGCGUUGCGGGACGUUUAAGCAGCGAUCCGGGACUGCGGGUUAUGUUGACAAAAUUGGGAUUGUUGGGCGCCUGUCAACUUCUGUUAUGGGCCAUUAUCUGUGAUCUCUGAGUAGCUGUGAUGCCAAGAAAAAGAAAAACUCAUUCCUUGAGUCCAUUAAGGAAGCCUUCAUCAUCUUCCUCUACCACUGAUCGUCCAUCCUCUGUGGCAUUACCUCUACCUCCAACCAUGAGUAAUAACAACAAUGAGGGCCUGCUGGACAGCAUGUGUGACAUGUUUCCCGAUCUUGAUCCUUCCUUGGUUGAAAUGGUUCUUUCUGAAUACAAAGAAGUUGAAGUUGUGAUGGAUUAUCUCCUGGAACUAUCAACUUCAGCAAAAGUGGAGACCAAUACAGAAUCGGCCAACGUUUUGGGAUUUGAUAGUGUAGCAGCUGUUUUGCACCACAGCAAAAAACCUUUGGUUGGUUCUAAAACUUUGGAAGAUACUGCUCAUCAGCAUUCUGACAUUUAUGUAGCUCAGGAUGUAUCUCAGGCUCAGGACUGCACUGCUGUGUCUAAUAACUUGGAUUUACUCUUGGAUGAGGCCAUUAACAAAUAUAGUCUGUAUAGUAGUAUAGAUCUUGCAGCUGAGCCUGAGCAGUGUCAUAUACCAGACAACAGUAACAUUCCAGCUCAAAGUCAGUCUACUUCAGCCAUAAUCUCCUCUAUACUUGCCGAUGAAGAUAAUGAAAUGCUAAAAGACCUUGAAAGUGAUGACCAACAAACUGCCAUAAACCAAACAGUUCCAUCUAUUAAUAAACAAUACACUGCAAGCAUCGACCCUAAUUUUGCUUUACAGCUUCCAAAUGAAUCAGGGCUGAAAGACUCUGGGAUGGAAUUAACUGCAAAACUAGAUAUAGCCAAGGCAGAUUCCUGCUGCAUUCUAGAGCCUGCAUCAGGCUCUUUAGAACGGAAUGGGAGGAGUAAAACCGCAAGUGAAGAAAAGAGCAACCAUGAUGAAACUGAAGCAGGAAUUACACCUCUGUCACAUGCUAACUCCAUGGGAUCUUGGCAAAAUAGUCACCUACAAAAAUCACCCCUUUGGAAUCCUUUGGCACCUUCAUUUUGCCCAGCAGCAGGUUUACAGCAUAGAUUUAUAACUCCAAUACAUGUUAGCCGGGCACCAUGGAAUUUCACUGGAGGUGUAAGAAAUGUUAGUAGAGAUUUCUAUUAUAGACCCCCAGUGCCUUCAUUUACAUGGAGUGGUAACAACUUCUCUCCAAAUGUUUGGCAAACUGCCAGUAUAAAAUCAGCAGCUCUUUUGGAAGCUGUUCCCCAACCUGCUGUUCAAAAUGUGAAAAAAAAUACAUUUUUUGUGGGAAAAGUUCUCAUUCUUCUUCGAGGUGCACCAGGAUCAGGAAAAACUACUUUAGCCAGGAUGUUGUUACAGCAGAACCCAUUGGGUAUUAACCUAAGUACUGAUGAGUAUUUUUACAAAAAGGGGCAAUACCGAUAUGAUGUAAAUCUGUUAGGGGAAGCACAUGAGUGGAAUCAUAAACGAGCCAAAGAAGCCUUUGAGAAGAAUAUUUCCCCAAUUAUAAUAGAUAAUACCAACUUGCAAGCUUGGGAAAUGAAGCCAUAUGUGUCUAUGGCCAUGAAACACAAGUACAAAGUCACAUUUCGUGAACCUGAUACUUGGUGGAAGUAUAAACCAAAAGAACUGGAAAGGCGUAACAGUCAUGGAGUAACUAAAGAGAAGAUCAAGAGAAUGUUAGAAAAUUUUGAACGCGUGACCGUGAAUUCCAUUUUAAAUUUAUCACGUGUAAAGGGGCCAGAACAAACUGACCUUGGUGAAAUAAAACAAACUGCUGACAAAAGAGGACAAAACAGUAAUGCCCCAGCCACUCUGAAGAAAGAAGAUAUAAGUUCUACUUCUGAGGAAAAAGUAGAUGAUAAACGUAUUGCUGAUAUGGCUGAAGCAUUUUGUAGCCAUUUGGGAGCUGAAACUUCAAAAAUGUAUCCAGACAUUUUACUUAAUUCUACAGAUUCAGUGAUGAAUAUUCAGACGUCAGGUCAUGGUAAAGAGGAACAGUGGGAUAGUGUAGUUUCUGAAGAGGACAUAUAUACCAGCCAGAAUGCCGAAACCACUGAUGAUGAUGCCUUUUUACAUCAGAUGUCUCCUGAAAAUGAAAUCAUCAUUAAAGAAAAUGUUUCACCUACAGAGGAUGCCUUGGUUUUACCUGGGCUAAUGCCAGAGUUGCUAAACUUUGUUGGAGACUGGCCAGUUGAGCACACUAUGGGUCAGAGAGCCCCACGGAGUAGGAGCAAGAUUAGAGCAAAUUCUACAAGUAAUGAAUCAUGUUCCCUCCAGCUCAGUGAGUUGACAAAUGGUGAUUCUAAAGAACUGGAUAGUCACACUAUAACACAUGAUUUGUUAAAUCUAAGCAAAGAAAUCGAUAAAUGUACCAUUUUACAAACAGAUUAUCUUGGAGAUUUGCCAAAUUUGUGUUUUGGGUGUAACGAAGAAAAUAUGCAAUUAGAAGAUCAAGUCUGCUCAGCUUUAGAAAGAGAGGCAGAGACGUACAUACCUCAUACAGUACAGAACUCUGAAUCAAAUCAUGUUGAGAAAGAUCCACAAGCAGUCACUGAAGUUACUAAAGAUUUGCAAAGCCUUGAUAUAUCUAAUAUUAACGAAAAUGAACUUUCAGAAUGCGAAACACCAGAGAAAAAAACAAGGCAAUGCAAACGAAAUGUUAGACAGUGUAAACUGGCUUUAACUUUUACAAAUAGCUGUUCUGACUCUUCCCAAACAGAAGAUAUACUGACAUAUCAACCAAAUGCUCCAGUAAAUGAAGUCUACUGUGGACCUAGUAAAUGUUCGCAAACUGAGCCUCAUGAAUUUGCUUUAGCCUGGAGGAUAGAGAAAAAAAAUAUUGACAUCUCCAAUUCGGCGAAAGUCCUCACUGGCAAAGGUGAACGUUUUCAGUCAAAAUUAAUGGAUGAAAGUUCAGUUUCACAGGAAACUAUUCCCUAUAGAGCAAUGCAUCAUAAAAGUACAUUUGUGGAAGAAGAUGAAAUAGUUUGCUUGGAUGAUGAACAUAAUCUAAAUAUCCUUGCUGGACUCUUUAGGUCAGUUUCAUUUGACGUGCUUAUUGAUCUUUUUGAAAGAUGCAAUAAGGACAUUGUGUGGGCAUCCAACUUACUCUUGGAUUCCGGGGAGAAAAUCUACAAAGAUGAAGACUGCCAGACAGAGGAUUAUUUGAGUGUUGUAGGAGAUGCCACUUUGGGAACUGGUCAUCGUCCAGACCAAGUUCCUGUAUGCCCUGAUGAUCUUAAUGCUCCAUCUUUUGGUAGUAGUAUGUCACAUACUGAUGCUUGUUCCAGCACACCACUAAAUGAAAAAAGAGAGCAUGCUGAUAGUCACACAGUUAUAGAAAAUACCAACCUAACAUAUUCAGAGGCCCUAAGUUCAGAAGAUUCAACAAAUCUAAAUGUGUUCUCUGUCCCUGAUAUAACAAAUGAACAAACCAUAGAACAACAUAAAAUGGUUACAAAAUCAUUGAAUAUUGAGCAGCCAAAAGAUACUGAUUUGCAACCAGUGUCUAGGAUAUGCUUAUCUGAUAUAGAUAUGGAGGCUUCUCAGAAAACAGCUGAUGAUAUUGACACAGGAAUCAAUGUUUUAGAAACACACAACAUUGAUAAAGAUGUUUGUGAACUUCCCUUGUACGAUAUUAAUGUACAGGACAAAAUACGUGGAUUUGCUCUAGAAGAGGUGGAUGAUGCAAAAAAGAAAAACUCUGAUUCCCUCAAAGACUCUUUGCAUUUUGAUCAUCUGGAAUUGUGUUUGCCUCCAGAACUAGCCUUUCAGCUCAGUGAAUUGUUUGGCCCUGUAGGAAUAGCUCCAGGUUCUUUAACUAUUGAGGAUUGUACUGUACACAUAGACUUAAAUCUGGCCAAAGCUAUCCAUACAAGAUGGAAAGAAUCUAUUACGGAGAGGCAGAAACAAGAAUCCUUGUCUUACCAGCUGCUUUUUGAAGAUUUAUCGCCUUCAGAACUGGAUAAUCUGAUAAAUGAAGAGGAAUCUAACUUGGCAAAACCUGAAUAUUCCGAUACAUCGUCUGACACAUUCCCUUUCAUGGAUCAGUGGAAUGUACGAACCAAGAAAGUGUCAUUACGCGAAAUAAUGUCAGAGGAAAUUGCAUUACAGGAACAAGAAUGUCAGAAGAAGUCUACACUAAGGACAAAAAACUGUGCUGCAAAACUGAAGGAAAAACAACUUUUUGAAUUGUUUCCUAACAUUGAACAAAGGCUUCUUAUGGAUAUUUUUAAGGAAAAUGAUUAUUCUUUAGAGAGGACUGCAGAGUUCCUAAGUGUCGUUCUGGAAGCUGGCCCAGUGCAGAAUAUUGUUGCCUGUGAUUUAAAACAAACAGAUGCCUCUACCUCUGAAAACCCUAAAUCAAAGAAAUUAAAUCUGGACAAAAAAACCAUCCCUGAGAAUUUCUAUCAGGACUUUGAAUGCCCAGAGUAUGAUGAUUUCCGGGCUGAAGCUUUCCUUUACCGUAGAAAGCAACAAGAGUGUUACAGGAAAGCAAGCGAGGCUCACAGCAGAGGCAUGAAACAAGUUGCAACAUAUUAUGCACAACAGGGGUACCUCUAUGGCCAGAAGAUGAAACAGGAAAACCACAGAGCUGCUGUACAGAUCUUUGAAAGAACUAAUGAAUUCUUGUUGCCAGAGAAUAUAUUAGACCUGCACGGGCUCCAUGUUAGUGAGGCAAUGAAACAAUUGCGGCAGGUACUUCAGAACAAGAUGGAAGAUUAUAAAAAGAAUGGUGGCAAAUCUUACCUUUCCGUGAUAACUGGAAGAGGAAAUCAUAGCCAAGGAGGAGUCCCUCGCAUUAAAUUAGCAGUCAUUGACUAUCUCACAAACCACAGCUUCAGGUUUCAGGAGGUAAGGCCGGGAGUGCUGCAUAUCACCCUGAAAUAAAAUCUGGAUCAAAACACGACACUCAGAGGACAAAAGGAUUGUACGAUUUAGAAAUUUGGGUAAAAAAACAAAACAAAAUAUGCACAUCUAAGUGUUUUUAAGCGUUCACUCAUCGCUGUGUUUUUAACAGCUAGGGAUACAGCCAAUGAGAAGCACAGUUUCUGCAAAUCAGAACCAAGAAGAUUAGCUUUUGUAUAAGGUUUUAUUUCCUGUUUUAUGAAUUGCUGUGUUCAUGUUGUAUGUGGGUCAUUUUUACCUGUGCCACAGCACUGAAGUGAUUUAAAUUUUGUGUAUUAUUGUUAUCCCUGCCCUGACAAAGUGCCUAUUAUGCUGUGCUCAGUUCUUUUGUACUUACAGAGACAGAUGUGGAUAUUUGCUGGCAAUAUCUCUUUUAAUAUCAGGACUGUCCGAUUUAAGUUAAGUUAAAGCUGUUUUGAGCAUUGCUUUUUAUUGUUUUUGACCUGUCACUUUCAACGCAGACCUAUUUAAUUUAUAUUCUGCAUCGCUAAGUAGCAAGUCAUUUAGUUCCAUACUACAUGGAUGCAAUAAGCGCUACAGUCUGCAGCAUGCAUCUGAAUCAAGGAUAAAUCCAUAGAGGAAAUGUCUUUCACUAACUAGUUAUUGCAGAAAGUUAUUGUUCCCGUUGUAUGAACAUUGCAUCAAAAUAUUGCCUGCUUUGUGCAGCCUGAACACCUAUCGCUGCUCUACAUUCUCUUGGUGAAACAUUUUCAUUUAUCUGUUGGUUUUUUUUCUUUCUUUCUUUUCUUUUAACUGAAAAACAUUUCUUAACAUUGCUUGUUUGUUCCCCACUGCCCCCUGCAUUUAUUGCCCUUUUUAUAGAUGUAGAUAUAUUGGCUUUCUGGUAUGCAGUUUUAUUUAUUUUAUUUAAGCACUGGACACAUUUUAGUUUUUUGUGACGUUAAUUUUUUUUUUUUAUUUUAUUUGUUUUAAUGUUUCUUAAUUAACAGAAUAUUAGACAUAAUGGUGCUUGCAAACCCUUCCUCAGAUUCUCAGGGUGCUAAAACCAUUAAGUGUUACUGUAUCAUUUUUCUUAAAUUUGGGAGAGGUUUACUUUUUUUUUUUUUUUUAAUUAAAGGGGAAAUAUUGCUAUUGGGAUAAGUACUUCUUAGAUAUAAUCGAUUAAUACUUCUGUCCAGUUUCUAAAAUAAUAUUGUUAUUCUUCAGUAUCCCCCCUAUUAGCAAUCUGUGCCUCUUUAUGCAGAAGUUGGAGUUUGAUUGACAGGUCAGAUACAUUGGUGUUUGCUGCCUUUGCCUGAACCAUGUAUUAAAGCUAACUGUCUUUCAGAAUAACUGCAUGAACACAAAGCUGCAUGAAGAUGGGUAGUUCCCUUUGAUCACUAAAAAGGGGUGUUCUUUUUCUGAUCAGUGUUCUACUAAAUUGUAAGAACAACGUCUUUGCCUACCAGUGACAAUUUAAUACUUUCUGAAUCGUUAUCCUCUUGCCACAAGCUGAUAUAAGUUACGUAGUGUUUGGACAUGUUAUCCCAUUGUGUUCCUAGGCUAUUUUGAUCUAAAACUUUGUGCACCUUUUUGUGCUAUGAUCUAAAAAUUUCUAAAAUUAGGAUUUGUUGCCACUAGGAUGUAUUGCUGGAAUUGUGUAGGGUUAAAGGUAAUGUUCACCUUUUGCAAAGUCCUACCAAACUUGUACUACUUUGCAUAAAAAGAACCAUAUCAAAUACCUUAAUCAGAAAUCAAUAGUUAUUGUCUUAAUUUAAUCAAAGACAGCGCUUACCCAGCCUCCAGGUGAAGCAUUAUUGAGGGAUCGCAGCAGGUAUGAUUCUUUUGUUCGAACAGUGCCGAUGUUUGCAUUACUGUGUUUGUCUCGAUCACAUUCCUACACUCGGGAACAUUGAUCUUGCUGCCAGGCCACAAGGUAGGCUCCGCAGACGGGAAGAUUAUGGUAGAGGAGGGGGUCAGCGACCCCAUUCUUCCCAUUAAAACAAAAGCAAUAGAUUUUUGCUAAAGAAAAUAUUUGAGAACAUGCUUCUUUUGCACAGGCCUACUGCUUUAGUAACUGUAAACGGUGAACAUUCCCUUUCAUUUCAACAUGUGUCCAUUUACUUUUGGCCUGCACAGUUAUGCUGCCUACUUGAUAACCAAUAGAACACACACAUUUACUGUUCAUUUACAGACUAUGGCAAAAAUCUCUGCUUUUCUGUUGAUACAAACACUCGGGCAAAUGUAGCAAAAUUUGAGUUUGUGAAAAAAAAAUAGCAGAUGCGACAAAACUUGUGCGACUUGAACGCAGGCUUAUUUCAGGAAAAAAACCCCCAACAGAAUAUUCCCGAAAAAUUCCCCGAAAAAUAAGUUGCAUUCUAACGAGAAUCACCUUGUCCCAUUCCAAGGCUAAAAAAACUUGAAUGUUUUAAUAAACUGGAAAAAUAAAUAACGGUGUUAGAGACAACCCCCAUUGACAAAUGAACCUUGACAGCUUUUAUUUGCCAAGUUUUUUCUGGGAAAUUUUGGCAGAUCGUUUUCUUUAAGGUUCUGAAGAAUAUUCAUUAGAGUUAUAUUCAUUCUUUCCACUGCAUUCUUUCUUGAAUUGUGAAAAAAAAAAACACAAACUAGAAUUUUGAUAAAUUGGCCCCCUACGUAUCAGACUGGCCUGAGAGAGCACCAUAGAUUCUUUUGGUGGGCCUAGGGCCUAGCAGACCCCAGAGCAGAAAAAUUCCCUAUAGCCCUUCCUGUAGACCUAUAACACCUAUAUAAUGAUGUACUUGCCAUGCUGAAUGUAUGUGAGAGUGGGCCCGUGAUAUUAGACUCUCAGGUGGGACACUUCAAGCACUGUAUAGAACAAAAUGUUUAUAUUGAUUUUUGUAUAUUUCCUUUGUGCCAGUUAUUGCAAAAAUUGCUUCUGUUCACCAAAGGGAUUGAAGAAAAUAUUUACACUGAACUGAGAUGUUUUCUUUAAGGAAGGUAGCUGGCUAAUACCUUCCCCUGCAUUAGAGCAAGUGUAUUAUUAUCCUGUUUUGUGAUGUUGCUUUUAAACACGAGAAGCAAAACAGCAGAACAAUAUUUUUGCGUGGGCAAAUUGAUUUGUUUCACACCAAUACAAUUGUACUGAAUGUCACGACCAGCUCUCCAUAUUGUGUAACAUAUUUGUAAUUUUUAAAAUCUGUAAAAUUUGCAUUUUAUGGUGUGUAAAAUACUAUUUUUGUAUUGUUUCAGUGGUAAAAGUUAUUUUAUUAAAUGCUGUUUUGAAAUGUUUUUAAACGUUAAAAUAAAGUGACAUUUAAUAAACCAGUGGCAGAUGAUAUAA
Messenger RNA from Xenopus tropicalis (tropical clawed frog), 8287 nucleotides. RefSeq names its product NEDD4 binding protein 2 (gene n4bp2). Bases 166 to 5007 code for a protein of 1613 amino acids. Lineage: Eukaryota; Metazoa; Chordata; Amphibia; Anura; Pipidae. The transcript has 17 exons. The record is from RefSeq and is a predicted model, not a curated record. Gene Ontology annotation, molecular function: ubiquitin binding.